Cololabis saira (Pacific saury) is the source of this 3707-nucleotide messenger RNA. Its product is annotated as RAS guanyl-releasing protein 2-like. Lineage: Eukaryota; Metazoa; Chordata; Actinopteri; Beloniformes; Belonidae. Gene Ontology annotation, biological process: Ras protein signal transduction; positive regulation of GTPase activity. Gene Ontology annotation, molecular function: guanyl-nucleotide exchange factor activity; calcium ion binding. The transcript is spliced from 17 exons. Gene Ontology annotation, cellular component: plasma membrane. The record is from RefSeq and is a predicted model, not a curated record. The coding region runs from base 466 to 2262 and encodes 598 amino acids.
CUCCGCUGGAUCUGCACCCGCACAGCUGGAAACGUGCGAGGACGCGCUGGCAAGCGCUCCAGCUGCGACCAGAUGACUGAUUCCAGCUGCGCAGCGGCACAUCAGCACAUCAGCACGCAACCGCAACUUGCUCUCGGAGCGCCUCCUACUUGAGCGCUCUUUUUUUCCUUUUUUUUUUUUUUAAAUACUAGAAAUCUUUCGUAUGGCCCCAGUCAGAGAAGCUGCAUCAACUUCGAGGAAAGAUCAGAGUGAACCCCCUCCCCUGGUGAUGAUGUGUCGUGGAUUCUGAUCGUCUGAUCAAGAACAGACGCCGAGUUGCUGCCGAUGAUGUAAGACUUUUCAUUUCUGCACAACUGUUGUAACUGCAGCCUCCCCGAACAUGGGACUCUUCAAACUCUAAAGUGAGUGUCGUAGGAGUCGAACUGCAUAUAGUGAAACGAAGGACGAACGAAGACGAAAGGAAGGAUGGAAUCCAUAUUAUCCGAGCAGUCGGCCACGGUGGACGAGCUGGUGGAAGCAUGCAUCCAUGCCUUCGAAGAUAAAGGCACCUUAAAGGAUGUUUCCUUGGUUCGAAUGGUCCUCAUGAUGCACCCUUGGUAUAUCCCUUCAAGUGACAUGGCUAAAAAGCUUGUGCUGAAAUCUCAAGAGGACAGCUGUACUCCAGAGUGCCGAACAAGAAUAUGCCACCUCAUCAAGUACUGGAUUUCGGAGUUUCCCGCAGAGUUCAAUCUCAACCCGGAGCUGGCAGACCAGAUCAAAGACUAUAAAGACCUGCUGACCACCAAAGGCAAUGAGAGCCAGAGUCAGCUCAUUGAUCUGGACAGUGUGCCAUCAUAUAAAUGGAAACGACAGGUCACUCAGCGUGUCCCAUCUGUGUCCAAAAAGAGGAAAAUGUCCCUGCUGUUUGACCACCUCGAUUCCUGUGAACUGGCUGAACACCUGACAUACUUGGAGUACAAAUCCUUCUGCAAGAUCCUGUUUCAGGACUAUCACAGCUUUGUGAUGCAUGGCUGCACAGUGGAUAACCCCAUCCUGGAGCGUUUCAUCACGCUCUUUAACAGCGUUUCCCAGUGGAUCCAGCUUAUGGUGCUCAGCAAGCCUACCGCCCCGCAGAGAGCCGCUGUCAUAUCCCAUUUCAUCAGAGUGGCACAGAAGCUGCUGCAGUUGCAGAACUUCAACACCCUGAUGGCGGUGGUGGGCGGCCUCAGCAACAGCUCCAUCUCUCGCCUCAAAGACACGCAGGCUCACGUCAGCGCGGAGACCAACAAGGUUUUUAACAACCUAAUUGAACUGGUGACAUCGUGCGGGAACUACAGCCAGUACCGCAAGCGCUUCUCCGAGUGCUCGGGCUUCAGAUUCCCCAUCCUCGGCGUGCAUCUCAAAGACCUGAUAGCUGUGCACGUGGCACUGCUGGACUGGGCGGACAAGGAGAAGACUCGGGUCAACCUGGCGAAAACCCAGCAGCUGUACGCCAUCCUUCAGGAGCUGGCCCUCAUCCAGAACACGCCGCCCCAAAUAGAUGCCAACACGGACCUGCUCAACCUGCUCACGGUCUCUCUGGAUCAGUACCACACAGAGGAGGAGAUCUACCAGAUGUCCCUUCAGAGGGAGCCCCGCAAGCCAGCGCAGAACUCCACUCCCGUCCCUGCACCCGAACCCAAGCCCAACAUGAUUGAUGAGUGGUCUGUAUCGGUGAAGCCCAACGCCGACCCGACCAUCAUCAAGAACCACAUAGAGAAGAUGGUGGAGUCAGUCUUUAAGAAUUUCGACACAGACGGUGACGGAAACAUCUCCAGGGAUGAAUUCGAGGCGAUCAGGAACAACUUCCCUUACCUCAGCAAGUUCGGAGAACUGGACAAGAACCAAGACGGGAAGAUCAGCAGAGAGGAGAUGGUCGACUACUUCAUGAAGGCCAGCUCUUUGUUAAACUGCAAGAUGGGCUUCAUCCACACUUUCACCGAGGCCACCUACGUCAAGCCCACAUUCUGCGAGCACUGUGCUGGCUUUAUUUGGGGCUUCUACAAGCAGGGCUACAAGUGUAAAGCCUGCGGGGUCAACUGCCACAAGGCCUGCCGGAGCCGCCUGGCCGUCGAGUGCAGGAAGAGGACGAAGAGCAUCAGCCACGAGCCGCCGCCGGCCCUGCAGGCCCGGUCCUACAGCUUCCCCCCGCCAGCCAACACUCCUCCCAGCCUUCAGGACACAGUGAUUGCUGAAGAGGACCUAGAGACGGUGGAGGAAGGGGUGUUUGAUGUGCAUCUAUAACCAGGAGCCUUCAACCGGAGGGAGCUUUUGAUGACCGGGCCAAUGACAGUCCUCAGACCUCUAUUUUAGACCCCCCCCCCUCCUCCUACCCUGCAAGCAACAGACAGAGAAUGUGCCACUAUAUGUAAGUUGUUCUGCUCAUCCCAGGAGGAGGAACUGAGCACCGGGCCAGGACACGUAAACACUGCCCCCCAGUGGAGCCCCCCUGCAACUGCAGGCCCGUCCGUCCCCCGCGUCACGGUUCAGCGUCAGCCAAGCGCAUGUCUGCAAAAUCUCCUUGUUUGAUGAAGAAAAUGAAUAAAUAAAUCCAGAAAAAUUGUAUUUCCACGCUGGAUUUGUCACAGUCAGUAUAGUUUUCUUGCAGACCGCAAUGGCUGUCUGCUUUACUUCAAAACUUUAAAAAAGAGGUGCUGUUAUUAUUAUUGCCAAGAAUGUCAAGCCUAAGACUAAGCUGUCCUCUCCUCUAUCUGACAUGUGCGGGUGUUUUCUUUUUGUUUCUCAAAUGCAUUUCAGUGGACCGUUAAUAACGAGCAUUUUUGAUGUCAAAUGAAAGUGUUGAUUCGUGGUGACAACAGCAAUUAUCUAGCAGACAGAUGCAACAGCUCUAGUAACCGUGUAGGCCUAUAAUUAGACGGAGCGCUGUUAUAUUGUUGUCAUGUUUACCUUGGUAUCAGUAGCAUGUCCUAUAGUGUUGUUUUGGCUCUCCGACGCCGAUCUGCUGCUGUCACAUGAACAACCAUCCUCCCUAAUGAAUAUGUGGACAGGCAGACAGUAGAGGACCGCUUUACUCCUCUUUUUCCUUUUAAACGAGCUCAUACUUUUGUUUGAGUGAGGUAAUCGAGAGAAGGAAGGUAAACCCAGAGGAGCAUAAUGAGGUUUUUCAUUUGACAACAGCUUAUAAGACCAUUUUUUCCUGAGAAUCUGUUUUUAAAUGCAAGUUGUGUUUUUAUGUCGUUUUUUUUAACUGUGUCUCUCUUGCAUGCAUCCUCCAGACGUCUGUGUUGGCAGAGGUUUGAUAUUUUGUAAUGUCGCAUGCCAGAGUUGUCAUUUAUAUCGGAACCAUUACAGUGGACAUCUCUGUGCGUCUUGGCAUGAUGGAGACUCAGACAUGUCCGUAAUUGCUGGUGCGCGUUGACUGAGGUGUAUAUUUCUGCUGUAUUGAUGGCUGAAGAGGUGCCAGUCCUCCCCUGUGUUUCCUUGCCUGGUGAAAUGUGUUUCUCGUUUUUCACAUGGAUGCCAUGCUGUUUGUUGUGGUUUCUAAAGGAUUCCUCAGUAUUAAAUGCAGCAGGAAACUUUCAAAUAUGUGUUGCUGUGAAGAAAAUCUCCAAUUAAAAAGGAAAAAAAAAACAUGAGUUUGUGUUUUUUCUUUUUGAGGUGGAAAUUCAGGUAAUGGUCUUAAGAGCCCAGGAGAUUUUUGUUUUCCUGUUUUAUUUUAUUUUUUUGAC